CAACGGUUCGUACUCUUUACGCCGGAACAAACCAGUCCGCAAACAACGCACCCGCGAUUGUAAUCGCACAUACACACACACUGAGGUAUACGUUCACUCUCGUCUGCCGCGUCGUCUCGCACAUAACAUUAACAUUAAAAAUAUACACAUUCACGCACGCGAACGUAACAUAGCUCCGGUCGUUCGGGUUCCAGCAGGAUAACCCAUACGAGCAUCCGGACGCCAUGCAYCUGCAACGGGACGGCAAAAUGUCUCUGAGACCGUGUACAAACAUGUGUUUAAUACUGUUCGCAAUUUUUGGGAUUCAGUUGGCUUUUUCUCAGCAAACUAACCCAAAUGAUUUGGAAGUGGUGCUUAACAUUGAAGAUAGCAACAAAACUCAAUACCAUGAKCAAAAUUUCGAUACCAUGGCCUAUAUAUUCGGCUACGAAGUAGGUCCAAAUGGUCAAUUCCAUCACGAAAAUAAAGGUCCAGAUGGAUUCACAUAUGGUUGCUACGGAUAUGUAGACCCAGAAGGAAAAUUACAAGCAACUCAUUAUAUAUCUGAUGGCUGGGGAUAUAGAGUUGUCACGCCAGGUGAAUCUGUAGAAAUAUUCCAUCAUAAACAUGACCCUGCAGAUGAAAAUCAAGCUAAUGAAAGUUCUGAAGGUGGUUCUGAACACGAACAUCAUGGACACCAUGGAGUGGUAACAGCGUGGGGUGAUCUUUAUUUCCCAAAAGGUUGUGGAGGAGGACGUCCAAUUCAAGGUACAGGUCAAUUGGGUGGAUCAGGCUCAUCAGGAUACCCUAGUUUUGUUGGAAUUGGUCAACCAGGAGCAGCAGGUACACCUGGAUCUCCAGGUUCUCCAGGAUCUCCCGGUUCUCCAGGAUCACCAGGUUCCCCUGGAUAUGGAGGUUCUCCAGGAUCUGGUGGCUCUCCAGGAUCUCCCGGUUCUCCAGGAUCACCAGGUUCCCCUGGAUAUGGAGGUUCUCCAGGAUCUGGUGGCUCUCCAGGAUCUGGUGGCUCUCCAGGAUCUCCAGGAUCACCAGGAUCUCCAGGAUCACCUGGAUCUCCAGGAUCACCAGGUUCCCCUGGAUAUGGUGGUUCUCCAGGAUUUGGUGGCUAUCCAGGAUCUGGUGGAUCUCCAGGAUCCCCCGGUUCAUUCGGUAAACCAGGAUACCCAGGAUCACCAGGAUCACCCGGAUCCCCAGGAUCACCUGGAUCCCCAGGCUCACCAGGAUCACCCGGAUCCCCAGGCUCUCCAGGAUCACUUGGUUAUCCAGGACAAGGAUCUCCAGGUUCCCCAGGAUCACCAGGCUCUCCAGGAUCACCAGGCUCUCCAGGAUCACUUGGCUACCCAGGGUUAGGAACACCAGGCUCUCCAGGCUCUCCAGGAUCACCAGGCUCCCCAGGCUCACCAGGGUCAGGAUCACCAGGAUCAUUUGGCUAUCCAGCAUUAGGCUCACCAGGUUCACCAGGCUUACCAGGCUCACCAGGAUCACCAGGUGCACCAGGAUCCCCAGGAUCACUUGUUUACCCAGUAUCAGGAUCUCCUGGAUCAUUUGGUUACCCUGGCUCACAAGGAUCUCCGGGUUCACCAGGAGCUCCGGGAGCUCCGGGAUCACCAGGUUCACCAGGGGUAUCAGGAUAUCCAGGAUCACUUGGUUACCCAGGAACAGGAUCUCCAGGAUCAUUUGGCUAUCCAGGCACUCCAGGCACACCAGGCACACCAGGCUCACCAGGCAAACCAGGCAAACCAGGAUCAGGAUCUCCAGGAGGAUCUCCAGGAUCAUUUGGCUAUCCAGGCACACCAGGCUCGCCGGGUUUACCAGGAUCACCAGGUGCACCAGGAUCCCCAGGAUCACUUGGUUACCCAGGAACAGGAUCUCCAGGAUCUUUUGGCUAUCCAGGCACAUCAGGCUCACCGGGUUCACCCGGCUCACCGGGCUCACCGGGCUCACCGGGCUCACCAGGCAAACCAGGAUCUCCAGGGUCAGGAUUUCCGGGAUCAUUUGGCUAUCCAGGUACACCAGGCUCACCGGGUUCACCAGGAUCACCAGGUGCACCAGGAUCCCUAGGAUCACUUGGUUACCCAGGAACCGGAUCUCCAGGAUCUUUCGGCUAUCCAGGCACAUCAGGCUCACCUGGCUCACCGGGUUCACCAGGCUCACCAGGCAAACCAGGAUCUCCAGGGUCACUUGGUUACCCAGGAUCAGGAUCUCCGGGAUUAUUUGGCUAUCCAGGCACACCAGGCUCACCGGGCUCACCAGGCUCACCAGGCACACCAGGAUCCCCAGGAUCACUUGGUUACCCAGGAUCAGGAUCUACUGGAUCAUUUGGUUAUCCYGGUUCACAAGGAUCUCCGGGUUCACCAGGAGUUCCGGGAUCUCCUGGCUCACCAGGAUUCCCAGGUUCACAUGGUAAACCAGGAUAUCCAACCACACCAGGAUCACUCGGAUACCCAGGUUCAGGAUCUCCAGGAUCAUUUGGCUAUCCAGGCACACCGGGCUCUCCAGGCUCACCAGGAUCUCCAGGCUUACCAGGAUCACCAGGAUUACCUGGCAAACCAGGUUCAGGAUUAUCAUCAUACCCAAAACCAGGAUCCCCAGGAUUCCCAGGAUCCCCAGGGUCUCCAGGACUCCCAGGUCAACCAGGUCAACCAGGAUUACCGGGAAGUCCAUCUUCAGUUUAUCCUAGUCCUCCAGGACCACAAGGGCCAUCAGGUUCUUUAGGUGCUACAGGUAGCCCAGGACUACCUAGCUUACCAUCUUAUCAAAAACCAACAGUUUAUCCGACAUCCACUUAUCCCGGGAGCUCAGGUUCUCCAGGCUCCCCAGGUUUCCCAGGAGCUCCAGGCUUACCAGGUAAACCAGGAUCUCCAGGCUUUCCUUCAUAUCAACAACCAUCCCUUUACCCUAGUUCAUCUUAUCCUAGUGCACAAGGCUCGGCAGGUUUACCAGGAACACCAGGAAUUCCAGGKGCUCCUGGAUUGCCAGGUUCACCAGGAUCAUCUUUAUAUAACAGACCCUCGUCAUACCCAAGUGGUCCAGGGUCACCAGGGUUACCAGGUUCACCGGGAUUACCAGGAACACCAGGUCUGCCUGGUUCAUACCAAAAACCAACACAGUACCCAGGAACAUUAUACCCUAGCGGAUCAGGAGCUCCGGGAUCACCAGGCACACCAGGCUACCCAGGAUUACCAGGCCAACCUGGAACCCCAGGAUUAUCAGGUUCUUCACCCUAUCCGAAACCUUCAUACCCUGUAGCUCCAGGUUCACCAGGUACACCAGGAUCUCCAGGUUUUCCCGGUCUACCAGGAAAACCAGGAUCUUAUGUUCCGCAAUCUUCAUACCCAGGAUCCGCUUAUCCAGGCACCCCAGGUCAACCAGGCCUGCCAGGAACUCCAGGGUUACCAGGUAAGCCAGGAGCAUCAGUUAUACCAAGUAUACCGUCUGAAAAACCACAACCAACCUAUCAAAAACCAAAUUCAGGGUACCCCGGAAGCCCAGGUCAACCAGGUACUCCAGGUUUACCAGGAGCUCCAGGAUUACCAGGUACAAUUUCAUACCCGAAACCCACACCACCAUCUACAUAUCCCGUUGGACCAGGUCAAUCAGGAUACCCUGGAUCUCCAGGACUUCCAGGCCAACCCGGAACACCAGGUCUACCUGGGUCUGUAUACCAACCCUCAUAUCAAAAACCAACUUCCGUUAACCAAUAUGGAAAUCCUACUUUAUAUCCAGGAUCUUCAUAUCCUGGAAGUCAAGGAUUACCCGGAACACCAGGAUUACCAGGUCAACCAGGUACACCUGGAACACCAGGGUCCGCUUAUCCAGGUUCUACGUUAAAUCAAACACCUAAUUAUCAAUCUGUGAAACCAAGCUCUCAGGGAUAUCCAAGUUCUUCAUAUCCAGGAAGUCCAGGUCAACCAGGUACCCCAGGAUUACCAGGUCAACCAGGAACUCCAGGUAUACCAAGCCAGCCGUCUUAUCAAAAACCAAAUCCACCAACAUACCCAGCUAAACCAACAUAUCCUCCUCAACCAUCUUAUUCUGGUUACCCCGGAAGCUCAGGUCAACCAGGAAAACCAGGAACUCCUGGUACACCAGGUACACCAGGCACACCAGGCCUUCCUGCGGGACCGCCUUACCAAAAACCUACUCCCCCACCUGCUGGAUAUCCAGGUUCUCCUGGUAAGCCAGGACAACCAGGAAUCCCUGGUCUCCCAGGCAUUCCAGMUCAAUCAUUUGGUCAAAAUCCUCAAACUUCGGUUGACUACGGAAAACCUAAUCCAUCGGGAUAUCCCGGUUCUACUGGUCAACCAGGCCUUUCCGGUCAACCAGGCACUCCAGGAACUCCAGGAACCCCAGGAAUCCCAGGUUCUUAUCCCACUUUACCAAAACCCAGCUCAUCUCCAAUAAAUUCAGGCAGUGGAAGUGUAUCAGGUUCACCAUCUAAUGGUUAUCCAUCAUCAAUCGAUCAAACUCAAACAGGUUAUCCAAAUAAACCUGUUUCUCAACCAUCAUACCCGAGUCAGAACUAUGUUUACCCUACCAGCUAUCCUCAAAGACCAGAUAUUCCUGACUACGGAGCACAGCAACCAAAUGAAUAUCCUGGAUAUUUAAGUUCCGGUUAUCCAGUACCUCCACCUCCCAACGCACCACUUCCUAAUUACCCACCACCUAGUUCACCAUCUGGUUACAAUGGUUAUUUUGAGUUGUACCCGGGUCAAAAUCAAAUAUACUCAGGUCAACCUGAUUCUAAUGUAUACCCAGCUGGUAAUCAAUAUUCUUUCAAUGGUUAUCCUGAACAACAAUUUACUUACCCUGCAAAAGAAAACAAAGGUAAAACGCCUCAAAUAACUACACCCGUUUCAACUUCAACAUUGGGUUAUACAAGCAAGUCUAGUCAAACUACUGUGCAAUAUCCAAAAACGCCUAGUUUGAUAGAUAUACGUGUUAAUGUGCCAAAUGAACCUCAAUUCAACGAUGGUCAAAAGUCCGUAAAUUUAGGUAAAAACGAAUUAAUAGGACCAUCGUCAGGAUCAUCUGGAUAUUCUAGCUCACUUACUCCACAAUACGUGAAUAGUCCUACAAAGGCACCCAAAUUACCAUAUCAAUUUGGUCAAGAAUCAAACCAGGUAGUCUUAUCAUCAAGCAAACCAGAAUCCAGUACUCCGUUGUAUAGUGUAACCUCUAAAAUAUCAUCGACACCUGAAAAUAUUAAUUCAGUGGAAUCAAGCAGUACCAUAUCAUAUGAAGAUCAAUUUAGUACUCUUUCACCAGAUUCUUCGACACCUGUCAAUAUAAUUCCUUAUCCUUUGCCAAUUGUGCCUAACCCAGGAUCUUGCCCAUGCUAUUUUGUCCCCCCAACAAAUAAUAAUUCUUCCAAUCUAUUGCAACAACAGCAACCAACGUUUGACUUAAACAAUCUCCCUGAGGGUGCUGUUAUUGGAUUUGUGCCAGUAGUAUUUUAUCCAUCAUGUGGAGCAGGAAGUGUAGCAUCAAAAGAAAUACUGUCAUCUAAGUUAGAGCCUGUUUUUCCGUCGGCUUAUCAAGUACCAUAUAAAUGUUCGUAUUGCGAACAAAGUGAAUCACAAACUGCGACCAUCAGAAGCAGUUUUAAUCAAGUACUAAAACAAAGUCAAUUAAAUCCAUCCGUUGUAAUAAAAAGUCCAAGUAGAAAGAAUUACCCAAACGCCCCAAUUUAUGACCAACAAGAAUUUGGAAAAAAGAUAAAAGUUGUAAACAGAAAAACUAAUGAUGAAUAAUAUUGGAAAAUUAUAAUAACACUCAUUUAAAGACUAAAAAAACAAUAAAUUAGAAAACAAAUAAAACGGCAAUAGGAUGAAUAUAACAUCUGAACAUACAAA
Molecule: messenger RNA, 5852 nt
Organism: Diuraphis noxia (Russian wheat aphid)
Lineage: Eukaryota; Metazoa; Arthropoda; Insecta; Hemiptera; Aphididae
Biological process (GO): extracellular matrix organization
Molecular function (GO): extracellular matrix structural constituent conferring tensile strength
Source: RefSeq, a predicted model, not a curated record